Lepus europaeus (European hare) is the source of this 744-nucleotide messenger RNA. RefSeq names its product sorting nexin 12 (gene SNX12). Gene Ontology annotation, biological process: late endosome to Golgi transport; endocytic recycling. The record is from RefSeq and is a predicted model, not a curated record. Lineage: Eukaryota; Metazoa; Chordata; Mammalia; Lagomorpha; Leporidae. Gene Ontology annotation, molecular function: phosphatidylinositol-3-phosphate binding. Gene Ontology annotation, cellular component: early endosome membrane; retromer complex. The coding region runs from base 116 to 622 and encodes 168 amino acids. The transcript is spliced from 5 exons.
GCCGCCGUCUGCGCGUUGGCUGGUUAUUUUGCAAGCGGGAGGGGCCGUGCGCGCUCCUGCCUCGGGCCUCUGUCCCCCACCCCCCUUCCCCGGUCCCAGUGUCUCCUUCGGAAAGAUGUCGGACACGGCCGUAGCUGACACUCGGCGACUGAACUCGAAGCCGCAGGACCUGACUGAUGCUUACGGGCCGCCAAGUAACUUCCUGGAGAUCGACAUCUUUAAUCCACAGACGGUGGGCGUGGGCCGCGCGCGCUUCACCACCUAUGAGGUUCGCAUGCGGACCAAUCUACCUAUCUUCAAACUGAAGGAGUCUUGUGUACGGCGGCGCUACAGUGACUUUGAAUGGCUGAAAAAUGAGCUGGAGCGAGACAGUAAGAUUGUAGUGCCACCGCUGCCUGGGAAAGCCUUGAAGCGGCAGCUCCCUUUCCGGGGAGAUGAAGGGAUCUUUGAAGAGUCUUUCAUUGAAGAAAGGAGGCAGGGCCUCGAACAGUUUAUUAAUAAAAUUGCUGGGCACCCACUGGCUCAGAAUGAACGUUGCCUACACAUGUUCCUGCAGGAAGAGGCAAUCGACAGGAACUACGUCCCAGGGAAGGCUCCUUCUUUCAUUGUGCACAAGUGCUGAGAGUCUGAGGCCCCAUUUCUGCUGUGUAUAUAUCCUGACUCGGGGCUUUUAUUCAGCAAACUGUUCAUUCUUCUGUCAAUGUCAUAUUCAACUCUGUUCAUAUUAAACCACUGUGAAGCAAG